Molecule: messenger RNA, 1620 nt
Organism: Canariomyces notabilis
Lineage: Eukaryota; Fungi; Ascomycota; Sordariomycetes; Sordariales; Chaetomiaceae
Product: RTA-like protein
Exons: 5
Coding region: 292-1368 (358 amino acids)
Cellular component (GO): plasma membrane; fungal-type vacuole
Source: RefSeq, a predicted model, not a curated record
UAGGAGCCGGGAUUCCGUGUGCGGCCCGCGCCUAGUGUCUCGUUCCCAGCCUCCAGGGCGGUUUGUCAAUCCUCGAUAUGCUUUUCACGGGAGUUGCAAUUCUCGCAACGUUCGUUUGGGUUACCUCAACACCACAUAUGGCCUGACCCACGAGUCAGGUCGAUCAGAGAUAGUCCCGAUCAGCUCUUGCCGGCAUCAAUUUUAAACGUAUCAUCUUGCUCCCGCUGCCUGUAUCAUCGUAUCACCCAGAUUUCUGCCAUCCAGACGCUGGUAAACGGAACGGCCGCGAUAAUGGAUCUGGACAAGAUAGACCCACCCAUGCUUCCACCGGGGACGGACCCGGACGACCUUGAGAACCUUAUCGCCACCUACUACUACUCGUGCCGCGAAGUGUCCCAGUUCUGCCCCGUCGAGGCCACAACCCUGGGCUACUACCCCAACCGUGGGAUCAACAUAUUCUUUGCCAUUGGCUAUGGCAUCGCCAUGGUGGUGACGCUGGUCUUUGGGUUAUGGAAGAAGACGUGGAGUUACACCGCGUUUUUGGCGGCAGGAUGCGCAUUGGAGCUCGCUGGCUACGCCGCGCGGAUCCCCCUAACCGACAACCCGUGGAACAACCAAGCCUUCGAAACACAAAUCGUCGCCAUCAUCCUGGCGCCGACGCUCGUGUGCAUCUCGGUCUACCUGACGCUCAAGCAUUUGUGUCUGGCCGUCAACCCGGCGCUGUCGCGCGUUCGCCCGCAUUUGUACCCUUUCGUCUUUGUCCCCCUCGACGUCUCGUGCCUGUGCGUGCAGGCCAUCGGCGGCGCCCUGGCUGCCAGCGGUGCGCGGAGUAAUUUUGCUAUUGUGCAGCACGGCAACAGGGCUAUCCUCGCGGGGAUUGUGCUGCAGGUGGUGGUACUGUUGUUUUUUGGCUCUGCGGCGGGCGAUUAUUACCUGCGGGUUAGGAAGUGGAUCAAGUCUGGCGAGGCCGCCGCAGAGGCUCUGGCGCUGUGGAAUGACAAGAAGCUGAGGAUGUUUGUGUACGCUGUAGCCGGGGCGUACAGCGGCAUCUUGAUACGGUGCAUUUACCGAAUCGCCGAAAUGGCUGGCGGCUGGGGUAACCCCAUUAUGCAAGACGAGCCCUCGUUUAUUGUCCUGGAGGGAUUUAUGGUCCUCAUCCCGUGCAUUCUCCUGGCCGUCUUCCCGCCUGGCAUCUUGUUCCCGCAGAUGGCGGCGCGCAUGUCGGCCUCGGGGCCAAUGCGCCAGGACGGAAACGCUCAGGACCCCGAGAAACACGUGCAGCCUGAUGGACAAGGUGGCGGUGAACAGGAAAAGGAAGGGGCCAGACCAGGUCUUGGUAAAGGGCAAGCUAAGGAAGUUGAGGCAUGAGAAGAAAAGGCGUAAGACCGCCAGUGGUAUAUUUGCAACCCCAAACCCACGACGACGGGGCAUAUGAUAGCAUGGAGCGAACUUACUAUCCCGUGACAGUGCAUCUCGGAUUGUCACCUGGAUUAUUUUCUGAGUUUUGCGACGUUUGUCUGGUGCUGCGCUCUAUUCGUCCUCGCCACAAGGUGAUAAGUACCUAAGACUAAGAGCCAGUAAUCGUUAUACUCGAUCUUGAAAUGGAAAGAAACUCGGGAC